UUUGUAUUUUAAGUGAAAAAUAAAGGAAAUAAGGACUUACCAUGACUGAAAAUGAUCCUUGGUUCGAGCGAGAACUCCAAAAAGUUGAUAGAGAAUUGUUGGAAGUUGAGAAACAGCUGUCGAAACUCACAAUUAAGCGUCGGAAAUUGUUGGAGUUGAAGGAAUCGCUGAAAAAUAAACAAUUACAAAAAAAGGCACAAGAGCUUUCGAGUCAGGAUUGGGAAGGAGAAGAGUAUCCUUGGUCCGCAAAAGUUCGUGAAAUAUUGAAGAAAACUUUCAAACUCAGGGAUUUUAGACCUCAGCAGUUAAGAACAAUCAACGCUAUUUUAUCGAAACAGGACGUUUUGCUACUUGCUCCAACUGGCGGCGGUAAAAGUCUUUGUUUUCAAUUGCCGGCAUGCGUCACUUCUGGCAUCACAAUUGUCAUUUCGCCCCUUUUAUCGCUUUGUGAGGAUCAGAUUUGGUCACUUGCUCGUCUCGGAAUCGAUGCUCGCAUGUUAAAUUCGACCACAGAUAAAGAAUCUUCCUCGACAAUUCAUAAGCUUUUGUCGGAAAAAGGCAGUAAUUGUCCCAUGAAGUUGCUUUACGUGACGCCUGAACGACUGGCGAAGAGUAAACGUUUCAUGAAUUGCCUCCAAAAGGCACAUGGCUUCAAAAAACUCGAUAGAUUCGCCAUUGAUGAGGUGCAUUGUUGCUCGCAAUGGGGUCACGAUUUUCGCCCGGACUAUAAAUUCCUUGGAACUUUGAAGACUUUGUUCCCGGACAUCCCGAUUUUGGGUGUGACAGCGACAGCAACGCAAAAAGUCAUCGCCGACGUGCAAAAAAUGCUGAAUAUCAAGCAUUCGUUGCUCUUUAGUGCGCCAUUUAAUCGACCAAAUUUGUAUUAUCACGUCUUGGAAAAGCCCUCGGAGAAGGAAAAAGUCAUCGAGCUGCUGGCGGAUUUGUUAAAAAAUCGCUACAAAGGAAUGUCGGGGAUUAUUUACACUUUUAGCAUCAAAGACGCCGAAGAACUCACCUCAGAACUGCUACAACGUGAUAUCCGAGUGCGACCUUAUCACGCCAACUUGGAUAGCGACAAAAGAACCAGAAUUCACUCCCGUUGGCUGAACGGCGAGAUUCAAGCGGUGAUCGGAACUGUCGCAUUCGGGAUGGGAAUCGACAAAAGUAACGUGCGGUUCGUCAUUCAUCACACAAUCGGCAAAAGUAUGGAGAAUUUUUAUCAGGAAAGUGGUCGCGCAGGUCGUGAUGCCAACUAUGCGGAAUGCAUUUUACUCUAUCGCCUCCCUGACAUCUUCAAAAUUACGACAAUGAUGUUUUCGGAGCACACAGGCCUCAAAAAUGCCUAUUCCAUGGUCGAAUAUUGCAUAAAUGGCUCGAAAUGUCGUCGAACGUUAAUUGCAGCGCAUUUUUCGGAUGUUUGGGAGGAAUAUUCUUGCGGAAAAAUGUGCGAUCAUUGUUAUUACGCGGACAGACCUCAAGGAAGAAAAAUUGACGUUACUGAAGAUUGUCGGGCGUUGCGAAGAAUUAUUCGACGUGCUGACGAGCUGAAACAAAAUCUCACAGCUUUGAAACUCGUGGAUGCGUGGUUAGGCAAAGGACCUUCUACAUUGCGUUUUGAGGCAGUUCCCAGCUACGAACGCUUCUACGCCGAACAAAUAAUCGCUUUUUUGAUCAUUAACGACUAUUUGAAGGAAGAAUUUAAUUUUACGCCGUACACGACUUAUAGUUACAUCAAAGUUGGACCUGAAAUUAUACCGGAAACGGGAAUAACUUUUCAAUGUGCGCGUAUUUACAAGUUGCCAAGUGCAGAAAAACUGAACAAAACUCCGACAAAGGCAAGAAAUUCAAAUUUGGAUGAUGAGGAAGAAGCGGAAGAAGUUGUUUUUGUGUCGUCGACGGAGAAAAAGAAGCGAAAAAGAGUCGUUGUUGAGGAAAGUAGUGACGAUGAAGAGCCGUUAGUGACGAGAUCAACUCCAAUUGCGAAGAGACACAGUACAAAUGGCGUGGAUGAGAGUCAAAUGUCGGUUAAAGAAGAGGAGAGCAUAGAAAUUUAUGAUGAAUUGGAAGAAACUGGUAGAAGAACUUGCAUUAAAAGUGAAGGAGAGUUAAUUGAAGUGUGUGAGCCGCUGGAAAAUGAUGUGAUACAUUUAGAUUAGUUCAAUAGAAAUUCAAUAAAUUUGUUUUUUUAUA
Messenger RNA from Culicoides brevitarsis, 2190 nucleotides. Its product is annotated as ATP-dependent DNA helicase Q1-like. Gene Ontology annotation, molecular function: 3'-5' DNA helicase activity; ATP binding; four-way junction helicase activity. Gene Ontology annotation, cellular component: chromosome; cytoplasm. NCBI's taxonomy places the organism in Eukaryota, Metazoa, Arthropoda, Insecta, Diptera, Ceratopogonidae. Bases 42 to 2156 code for a protein of 704 amino acids. The transcript has 3 exons. The record is from RefSeq and is a predicted model, not a curated record. Gene Ontology annotation, biological process: double-strand break repair via homologous recombination.